Molecule: messenger RNA, 1368 nt
Organism: Fusarium redolens
Lineage: Eukaryota; Fungi; Ascomycota; Sordariomycetes; Hypocreales; Nectriaceae
Exons: 5
Coding region: 1-1194 (397 amino acids)
Source: RefSeq, a predicted model, not a curated record
AUGGCUUCCCAUCUCAUCAUCGGCGUGAUGAUAAACCAUCUAUGCCUAUCGCCCCAGGAACCAUACAUAACUGUGCUUCUUGGUACGACAACGAUGAACCCUUCCAUCACAGCAGAAUGCGGGAACCUCAAAGAAGACUUCUCUUACUGCGUUAAAUAUAAAAAGGCGUCUAUCCCCGUUAGUUACUCCACGACCAAGUUCACCACGGCUCCCCGGUCUUUUACCGCGCUCGUCCCUUCGAAGACAAUACCCACGAAGCCAUCUACAACUACCGUUGGUGGCAAUGGUGUCGAGACACCCGAUCCAAUCCAACCUGACAUGGUAUCGAACUGCAACAAGUUCUACUUUGUCGAGCUGGGUGACAACUGCAAUGCAGUCUCCUCCAAGCACGGUAUCACCUUAGCACAGUUCACGACUUGGAACCCCAAGCGCAGCACGGGACAUACAGCAACUCCCACGCAAUCUACUAAGCCUACCAACGGGAUCGAAACACCAUCGCCUAUCCAAGCCGGUAUGACCAAGAUUUGCAACAAGUUCCAUCUCAUCAAAUCGACUACCACUUGCAACUCCAUACAGGACUACUAUAAGCUUCGUCUCAAGGACUUUUAUUCCUGGAACCCCGCCGUUGGCACCAAUUGUCAGUCUUUGCUCGUCGACUAUUGGGUUUGUGUCAGUGUAGUUGGCUGGACACCGCCGACUCCUACAACACCUAACAAUGGAAUCACCACGCCCACGUCUAUUCAGUCCGGCAUGACCAAGAACUGUAACAAAUUUCACAUUGUCAAGUCAACAACCACGUACUAUAACGUCUGCGUACGUGUCAUCGGCCAAAAGCCUUCACCAACAAGCACAGGCAAUGGAAUAACAACUCCCACGCCGAUACAGGCCGGCAUGACCAAGAGCUGUAACAAAUUUCAUACAGUCAAGUCAACAACGACCUGUACUUCGAUUCAGGAUUACUACAAGAUCUCAUUCGCAGAUUUCUUUGCCUGGAAUCCAGCUAUAGGAUGUAAAUGCACGGCUUUAUGGGCUGAUUAUAAUGCCUGCGUGGGCGUUGUCAAGUCAACCACGACUCGGGCCUCAAUUCAGAAUUACUACAAGAUUACGAUGGCCAAUCUUUUCAAGUGGAAUCCUGCUAUUGGUUCGACUUGUAAGAGCUUGUGGGUGGACUAUUGGGUUUGCGUGCAGGCUUAGACCUGCUUUGACGUUCUCUUCUAUGUAUACAUAACUCUUUUUCUCUAUACCUCCUUAUUACAUAUACUUUCAUAUCUUUUCCUAGAUCAAUCCGUUGAGACAAGAGGGAAGGGUAGCCGCGCUAGUCUUUAUUCGUUUGCUAGCUGAUACUUAGCGUGCUCGCUUGCGACCAAC